UUAAGGACAAAACUUCCUGCACGAGGAGACGCGUGCCAACCUCCAGUUUGACAGCAGUUUGAAGCGCAGAGAGCAACACAUCUUGAAAUUAUUGUCCCCAUCUUUUCGGAUUUCUACACAUUUUUGUAACCACGGCUUCAAAGGUGGACAACGUUUUCUCCGCUCUAUCCCUGCAUUUCUUCAAGAAAGAAAUGGAAGAGGGCUCCAGUUCCCCGCACUCCCCUGUGGAUAGUCUGGUGACCAGCGAGGAGGAGCUGGACAGGCAGCAGAAGCGCUUCGCGAGGAAGAGGAGACACAGUAAAAAGUCCUGCGAGGACAGCAGCGGCGGCAGCAGCCCGGGGCCGGGUAAACAGGGGAAGAAACCGAGUCCGAGCAGCACCCAGUCUUACGAGGAGCUGCAGAACCAGCGCGUUCUGGCUAACGUCCGGGAGAGGCAACGGACUCAGUCUCUGAAUGAGGCCUUUUCGUCUUUGCGCAAAAUUAUCCCCACCCUGCCAUCGGACAAACUGAGCAAGAUACAGACGCUGAAACUCGCCUCAAGAUACAUUGACUUUCUCUGUCAGGUGCUGCAGAGCGACGAGAUGGACAACAAGAUGUCCAGCUGCAGCUACGUUGCGCACGAAAGGCUCAGUUACGCAUUCUCAGUGUGGAGGAUGGAGGGUGCCUGGUCUAUGUCAGCAUCUCACUAGCACCCAGAGAGCUUCACUUACUAUGCCAAAGCGACUGUUUACUUCUACAAAUUAUGAAGACCAAAGGGAUUAUUGAAGAACCCAUCGACCUCAAAGGCAUGGCGGAGAGACGUAAUGUGACCCACAACUACAAACUCUGAGGAUGUGUGUGUGUGUGGAUGCAGAUUCAUCACACUGCUUCUGACUGUCCGGAGUUGUUUGUGGCAGAGAAGAGGAAAAACUCACAGAGCUGUAAUGUAUAAAGACGAAUAGCUCGGCCGAAGCCAACAUUAAAUAGAAGGAGAUAUAUUUUGUUUUCAAAAGACUUUAAACCAAAGUAUAAAUUUAUAUAUAAAUGAAUGCAUAUUGUACAUACAUGUGUAAGUGCGCCUGUAGCCUGUAAAGGGACCAAUGCAAUUUACAGACGUUUGCUGCAUGGAUCUAUUUCACCGGCUUUCUUUUGCAAGUCUCCAAACUCCGUCCAAUGUACAUUUUUGUUUUUGCUUUAUUUAUUAAAACACAUAUUUUUGAAA
Notolabrus celidotus (New Zealand spotty) is the source of this 1201-nucleotide messenger RNA. It is a transcript of the gene twist2, whose product is annotated as twist2. The transcript has 2 exons. Gene Ontology annotation, molecular function: protein dimerization activity; DNA-binding transcription factor activity, RNA polymerase II-specific; RNA polymerase II transcription regulatory region sequence-specific DNA binding. NCBI's taxonomy places the organism in Eukaryota, Metazoa, Chordata, Actinopteri, Labriformes, Labridae. The coding region runs from base 192 to 689 and encodes 165 amino acids. The record is from RefSeq and is a predicted model, not a curated record. Gene Ontology annotation, biological process: developmental process; regulation of transcription by RNA polymerase II.